Messenger RNA from Ostertagia ostertagi, 585 nucleotides. NCBI's taxonomy places the organism in Eukaryota, Metazoa, Nematoda, Chromadorea, Rhabditida, Trichostrongylidae. The record is from the annotation of a GenBank genome assembly.
AUGGAUCCGUACUACGUGCUGAUUCUCGGCACUCCACUUGUUGUUCAGCUGAAGAUCAAUCUGACACUGACCAUAGCCAUAGCCCUUGAGCGAACGCUGGCUCUCUUAUUUCCUGUCACCUAUCGCAAAUUUCCGGCGUCCAAAUAUGCGAUGUACUGCCUGUUAAUCGGCUGCCUACUGGGAACUGUUGACCUCGUUGUGCAUUUCGUUCUCACUCCGUUUCAUAGAUCACCUCAAUGUGGAGCUUUCGGAUGCUUCAUUAGCAAAGAGUUUCGGUACUACAUGGGAAAUAGCAAUAUGGUGAUGGGCUUUGUGGUGAUCAUACUGGUAACCUUCCUUAUUGUCAAGCUUCAUUUGAUGCAAAGACGUUCAGAAAUGAGGCGAAUCAGUCAACCAUCUGUCAAGGAGUCAAGCAUGUUCACACAGGCCAAUCGCACUUCUGCCGGAAUUCUCCUGACUUCGCUGAUGUUCGUUACAAUUCCAAGUGUUGGUGUCGGUUUCGUGGAAAUGCUCGGUUACUCCAUAUUCCGGGCCGUUGGCCCAUUCUACUCUGUUGGUCUGCUUUGUGCAGGUGCACGGGACUAA